AUGAUGCUGGGCGGAAUGGAUGGCAAGGAAUAUGGCGCGCUACAUGCAGCUGCCGCAGCCGCUGGCUACGCAAUGGAAACUGAUCCAAAUGCAGGUGGAAUGGGCAACGCUGGAAUGCCGGGGGCUGGUGCGCAACAAUACGGAGAGGUGAACCAGUUAGGGGGUGUCUUUGUGAAUGGACGGCCGCUGCCCAACGCUGUCCGGCUACGGAUCGUUGAGCUAGCUCAGCUAGGAAUUAGGCCUUGUGACAUCAGUAGACAGCUGAGGGUAUCGCACGGCUGCGUAUCGAAGAUCCUCGCCCGAUAUCAUGAGACAGGCUCAAUCCUUCCAGGAGCCAUCGGCGGUUCAAAACCAAGGGUCACAACACCGAAGGUGGUAUCCUACAUAAAACAGUUAAAAGCUAAAGACCCGGGGAUCUUCGCGUGGGAGAUCCGCGACCGUUUGCUCGCGGAUGGCGUAUGUGACAAGUACAAUGUCCCUUCUGUGUCCAGCAUCAGUCGAAUCCUGAGGAACAAGCUCGGUGGUGCACUUUACCCCGUGCCCCCCUUAUACCCAGUCCCUCCACAGAGAUGCUGGCCCUUACACCAGCCUUAUGAUUAUUAUAUGUACCUGCAAGGUCGUCAACACGCAACCAGCGCACCUCACGGACUAACGCAUCCCCACCAGCCACCCGCGCCACAUCAUGCGCAUGCGCACGCAAUAUGA
Molecule: messenger RNA, 705 nt
Organism: Leptosia nina
Lineage: Eukaryota; Metazoa; Arthropoda; Insecta; Lepidoptera; Pieridae
Source: the annotation of a GenBank genome assembly